Lottia gigantea (owl limpet) is the source of this 543-nucleotide messenger RNA. RefSeq lists its product as hypothetical. Gene Ontology annotation, cellular component: plasma membrane. The annotation marks the transcript as partial. Gene Ontology annotation, biological process: engulfment of apoptotic cell; phosphatidylserine exposure on apoptotic cell surface; apoptotic process involved in development. The record is from RefSeq and is a predicted model, not a curated record. Lineage: Eukaryota; Metazoa; Mollusca; Gastropoda; Lottiidae. The transcript has a single exon.
AUGUUUUGCGUUUCUAUUAGUGUAACAUUAUUCUCGUCUGCCUGGGCUGUAGCUAGUUACAGAAGAAAAUAUAAAACAUGUGAAUCAGAUAUGUUAGUCAUUACUUGGCCUGGAUCUGUGUUUCGUCUUGUCUGGAGGAUAAGUGAACUAGGUUCUCGAAUUAUAUCAUUAGCUUUGUUUGCUUCACUUUACAAAUAUUGGAUUUUUCUUGUCAUAUCAUUCCAUUGGAUUACAAUGUGCUUGUGUGUGUGUACUUCUGUUAUUUCAAGUGUCAGUGGAACUGGAUUUUAUCGAAUUAUAAAAGGGAUGGUUGCAGCUUAUGUCUAUAUUUUCUGUUUCGUGAACAUCAAUAGAGACAAUGCAGCCUUCCGAUACACAUUAUUCUAUAUCAUAAUGUUCUUUGAAAAUGCAACGUUGUGUGCUGUGUGGAUGUUUAUGGUACCUGAUGUUCAAACAGGUUACAAAUAUUUAUUGAUAUUUAUCACCGCAAGUUCAUUUUUCGUCAGUGUUGUAGCAAUGUGUAUUUAUUACAAAUUUUUUCAU